Messenger RNA from Balearica regulorum gibbericeps (East African grey crowned-crane), 4216 nucleotides. Lineage: Eukaryota; Metazoa; Chordata; Aves; Gruiformes; Gruidae. The record is from RefSeq and is a predicted model, not a curated record.
GCUGGUGGAAGGCCCACCUGGUCCCGAAGGCCCAGCUGGCCUCCCAGGACCUCCAGGACCAACUGGACCCGUGGGCUUAAUGGGUGACCCUGGGGAGAGAGGGCCACCUGGUCGCCCAGGUCUUCCAGGAGCAGAUGGUUUACCAGGGCCACCAGGGACAAUGCUCAUGUUGCCUUUCCGCUUCAGUGGAGGAGGAGAUGCUGGCUCUAAAGGACCUCUUGUGUCAGCCCAGGAGGCGCAAGCCCAAGCCAUCCUGCAGCAGGCCAGGUUGGCGCUGAGAGGACCAGCGGGUCCGAUGGGUCUGACGGGGCGGCCGGGCCCCAUGGGACCCCCGGGCAGCGGAGGACUAAAGGGAGAAGCUGGAGAGAUGGGACCUCAGGGUCCACGAGGCAUCCAGGGUCCUCCCGGUCCGGCAGGAAAACCAGGCCGCAGGGGACGAGCUGGCAGCGACGGUGCCCGGGGAAUGCCAGGCCAGACAGGACCAAAGGGUGACCGAGGGUUUGAUGGCUUGGCUGGUUUGCCUGGUGAGAAGGGAAAUAGAGGUGAGCCAGGCCCCCACGGACCCCCGGGAGCACCCGGAGAGGAUGGGGAGAGGGGAGAUGAUGGAGAAGUUGGACCCAGAGGUCUACCUGGAGAACCUGGACCCCGAGGACUGUUGGGACCGAAGGGGCCGCCGGGACCCCCGGGGCCACCGGGUGUGGCUGGUAUGGAUGGACAGACGGGUCCCAAGGGGAAUGUGGGUCCGCAAGGAGAGCCGGGUCCCCCAGGACAGCAGGGUAACCCGGGUGCUCAGGGUCUUCCAGGUCCACAAGGCGCGAUCGGUCCCCCAGGAGAGAAAGGGCCGCUGGGCAAACCUGGUCUUCCCGGCAUGCCUGGUGCAGAUGGUCCUCCGGGUCAUCCUGGCAAGGAAGGUCCUCCUGGAGAGAAGGGGAGUCAGGGUCCACCAGGUCCUCAGGGCCCCAUCGGUUAUCCAGGACCACGUGGAGUCAAGGGAGCAGAUGGUGUUCGUGGAUUGAAAGGCACCAAAGGUGAAAAGGGUGAAGAUGGCUUCCCUGGCUUCAAAGGUGAUAUGGGCAUCAAAGGAGACCGGGGGGAAAUUGGACCUCCUGGCCCCCGGGGUGAGGAUGGUCCUGAAGGUCCCAAAGGUCGCUCUGGCCCCAAUGGAGAUCCCGGUCCUCUUGGUCCUGCUGGAGAGAAGGGCAAACUCGGCGUGCCAGGACUGCCCGGCUACCCGGGCAGGCAGGGCCCAAAGGGCUCAAUCGGCUUCGCAGGAUUUCCAGGAGCCAACGGAGAGAAGGGCACACGGGGGACACCUGGCAAACCAGGUCCAAGGGGGCAGCGCGGUCCAACGGGUCCACGUGGGGAAAGAGGCCCUAGGGGAAGCACUGGGAAACCUGGCCCAAAGGGCAACUCUGGUGGUGAUGGCCCCCCUGGUCCUCCUGGCGAAAGGGGACCACCAGGGCCUCAAGGACCGACUGGAUUUCCUGGACCAAAAGGCCCCCCUGGUCCUCCUGGGAAGGAUGGAUUGCCUGGUCACCCCGGACAGAGAGGAGAAACUGGUUUCCAAGGCAAGACCGGCCCUCCAGGACCCCCCGGUGUCGUAGGCCCUCAGGGUCCGACUGGUGAGACUGGGCCAAUGGGUGAGCGGGGACAUCCAGGUCCUCCAGGUCCCCCAGGUGAACAAGGUCUUCCUGGCCUCACUGGAAAAGAAGGGACCAAGGGGGACCCUGGUCCCGCUGGCCUCCCAGGGAAGGACGGUCCCCCGGGCUUGCGAGGCUUCCCCGGAGAGAGAGGUCUCCCUGGCCCCAUUGGUGCUCCAGGGCUGAAAGGCAACGAAGGUCCCCCAGGCCCCCCAGGUCCAGCAGGCUCUCCUGGUGAGCGCGGUCCCGCGGGAUCAGCUGGCCCGAUAGGCUUGCCAGGGCGACCUGGCCCCCAGGGACCUCCGGGACCCGCAGGUGAAAAGGGAGCUCCAGGCGAGAAGGGUCCUCAAGGGCCGGCUGGCCGGGACGGCAUCCAGGGCCCGGUGGGACUCCCGGGUCCAGCAGGUCCUGUUGGCCCCCCCGGAGAGGAUGGAGACAAGGGCGAGAUCGGGGAGCCUGGCCAGAAGGGCAGCAAGGGCGACAAAGGGGAGCAGGGUCCACCAGGUCCUACUGGCCCGCAGGGUCCAAUCGGUCAGCCUGGCCCAGCCGGUGCUGAUGGAGAGCCAGGUCCCAGGGGACAGCAAGGCCUCUUUGGUCAGAAAGGUGAUGAAGGACCCCGAGGUUUCCCUGGUCCCCCCGGUCCAGUGGGCUUGCAGGGCUUGCCAGGACCACCUGGUGAGAAGGGAGAAACGGGUGACGUUGGGCAAAUGGGCCCACCAGGCCCACCUGGACCCAGAGGUCCAUCUGGACCACCAGGAGCAGAUGGUCCACAAGGACCUCCCGGGGGAAUAGGAAAUCCUGGUGCAGUAGGAGAGAAGGGUGAACCUGGUGAAUCUGGUGAGCCUGGUCUUCCUGGUGAAGUUGGCCUCCCCGGUCCUAAAGGUGAAAGAGGUGAAAAAGGUGAAGCAGGUCCCUCUGGUGCUGCUGGUCCACCUGGUCCCAAAGGUCCCCCAGGGGACGAUGGUCCCAAAGGCAGUCCUGGUCCGGUUGGUUUCCCUGGUGACCCUGGUCCUCCUGGAGAACCUGGUCCAGCUGGUCAAGAUGGUCCCCCUGGUGACAAAGGUGAUGAUGGCGAACCUGGACAGACUGGUUCCCCUGGUCCCACGGGAGAGCCUGGCCCCUCCGGACCCCCAGGAAAAAGGGGCCCUCCUGGUCCAGCCGGUCCCGAAGGAAGGCAAGGAGAGAAAGGAGCCAAGGGUGAAGCUGGUUUGGAAGGACCUCCUGGGAAGACUGGCCCAAUUGGUCCCCAAGGUGCUCCAGGGAAGCCUGGCCCUGACGGCCUUCGAGGAAUUCCUGGUCCAGUUGGUGAACAAGGUCUCCCGGGAUCCCCUGGCCCGGACGGUCCUCCAGGCCCAAUGGGCCCACCGGGUUUGCCUGGUCUUAAAGGAGACUCUGGUCCUAAAGGGGAGAAGGGUCAUCCAGGUUUAAUUGGUCUUAUUGGACCUCCGGGAGAGCAGGGAGAAAAGGGUGACAGAGGUCUCCCAGGCCCCCAGGGCUCGGCAGGACCCAAAGGAGAGCAGGGUAUCACAGGUCCUUCUGGACCAAUUGGACCUCCAGGGCCACCAGGAUUACCGGGUCCACCUGGUCCCAAAGGUGCUAAAGGAUCAUCAGGUCCAACAGGUCCAAAGGGUGAAUCGGGUCUUCCUGGGCCCCCAGGGCCUCCUGGGCCUCCUGGAGAAGUCAUCCAGCCGCUGCCCAUCCAGUCUUCCAAGAGGACCAGGCGAAACAUUGACGCCAGCCAGCUGGUGGACGAUGGAAAUGCCGACAACUACAUGGACUAUGCAGAUGGCAUGGAGGAAAUUUUCGGCUCACUGAAUUCCUUGAAACUGGAAAUCGAGCAAAUGAAGCAUCCAUUGGGCACUCAACAUAACCCAGCGCGGACCUGCAAGGAUCUGCAGCUCUGUCACCCCGACUUCCCAGACGGUGAAUACUGGGUUGAUCCUAACCAAGGAUGUUCCAGGGACUCUUUCAAAGUUUACUGUAAUUUCACAGCCGGUGGAGAGACUUGCAUCUUCCCUGAUAAGAAAUCUGAAGGAGCUAGAAUUACUUCUUGGCCAAAGGAAAACCCAGGCUCCUGGUUCAGUGAAUUCAAGCGCGGUAAACUGCUCUCCUACGUGGAUUCAGACGGGAACCCCAUCGGGGUGGUGCAGAUGACUUUCCUCCGGCUCCUGAGCGCUUCGGCCCACCAGAACAUCACGUACAACUGCUACCAGUCCGUAGCCUGGCACGACGCCACCACCGACAGCUACGACAAGGCCAUCCGCUUCCUGGGCUCCAACGACGAGGAGAUGUCCUACGACAACAACCCCUACAUCCGAGCCGCCCUCGACGGCUGCGCGGCAAAGAAGGGCUAUCAGAAGACUGUCCUGGAAAUCAACACGCCCAAAGUAGAGCAAGUACCUAUAGUCGACAUCAUGUUCAAUGACUUCGGAGAAGCGUCACAGAAAUUUGGAUUCGAGGUGGGACCAGCUUGCUUCAUGGGCUAAGAGCCACCUGAAAACUAGUCUCCAAAUGAGCAACCUCGUAACCUCAUUGCGCCAUUUAAUUAAUUGAAAAAAAAAAAAAAAGAAAAAAAG